AUGCAUAGUCUGUUAAGCAUCUCACAAUUUUGUGAUAAAGGAAACUCGGUAAGCUUUACUUCAGAAAAUUGUCGAAUUAUAAACAAUGACAGCAAGAAAGUUAUUUUGGAAGGAACUCGAAAAGGGAACACAUAUACUGUGGAUCUAAACAAAGUUCCAAGGAACAACUUAACUUGUCUAAGUGUCAUUGAAGAAGAUCCCCUUUUGUGGCAUAAAAGAUUCGGACAUGCCAGCUUUUCACUACUUGACAAACUAAGAUCAAAGGAGCUAGUAAGAGGGCUACCUUCUAUCAAGUUCCUUAAAGAUAAAGUUUGUGAAGCCUGUGCCAAAGGAAAACAUGUCAGAAGCUCUUUUAAGCCUAAAAACAUAGUAAGCACAACAAAACCAUUGGAACUCAUCCAUAUGGACUUGUGCGGACCUAUGAGAAUACAAGGCAGAAGUGGGAAAAGAUAUGUCUUAGUUAUAGUUGAUGAUUACUCACGUUUCACUUGGGUUAUUUUUCUAACAAGCAAGGAUGAAACCUUUGACGAGUUUGUUGCCUUUGCAAAGAAAAUUCAAAGAACCACAGGUUAUCAACUCAUACAUAUAAGGUCAGAUCAUGGAACUGAAUUUGAAAAUCACAAGUUCACUGAAUACUGCAAGGAACAAGGUAUGGAUCAUAACUUCUCUGCUCCUAGGACUCCACAACAAAAUGGAGUCGUUGAAAGGAAAAACAGAACCUUGGAAGACAUGGCUAGAACCAUGUUAAUUGCUAGUUCCUUACCUAGGAACUUUUGGGCAGAAGCAGUAAAUACAGCUUGUUAUAUUGUCAAUAGAGUCAUGAUUAGAACCUUAUUAAACAAGACUCCCUAUGAGCUACUAAAAGGAACAACACCUAAUAUCUCUUACUUUAGAGCCUUUGGAUGUAAAUGCUUUGUCCAUAACAAUGGUAAAAGAAACCUAGGGAAAUUCGAUGAUAGAAGUGAUGAGGCUGUGUUCCUAGGAUACGCCUCAAAUAGUAAAGCUUACAGAGUCUAUAAUAAGCGGUCAAUGAGUGUUGAAGAGAGUGUGCACAUUAUUUUUGAUGAAACUAACAAUGUUAAUGAAGUUCAAGAGCAGGAGAAUUUCGAUAUUGGUUUAAUUCGCCUUACAGAUAAUGAUGAGGAAGAUUCUCCAGCUGAACCACAUAAGAAAGAUCAAGGAAUUCCUGUGCAAGGGGAACAAGCAGAAAAUCAGGAGCCAAGAAAUCACACCGAAGCUCUGGAAGAUGCUGAUUGGAUAACAGCCAUGCAAGAAGAGCUAAAUGAAUUAGAAGCUAUAAGAAUCUUGAUUGCCUUUGCUGCUUUUAUGGGUUUUAAACUGUACCAAAUGGACGUCAAAUGUGCUUUUUUAAAUGGUUUUCUAGAAGAAGAUGUCUAUGUGGAACAACCUCCUGGUUUCGAAAAUCCUGAAUUUCCCAACCACAUCUAUAAGCUUGAUAAAGCUCUUUAUGGAUUGAAGCAAGCGCCUAGAUCGUGGUAUGAUAGAUUAUCUAAAUUCCUUUUGCAAAAUGAUUUUAAACGAGGCAGAAUUGACAAAACUUUAUUUCUAAAAUCAAAACGAGCAGACUUGUUAGUUGUACAAAUUUACGUUGAUGAUAUAUUAUUUGGUGCAACUAACGAAAUUUUAUGCAAGGAAUUUGCAAAUUUAAUGAGCAGCGAAUUUGAAAUGAGUAUGAUGGGGGAACUAAAUUUCUUCCUCGGUUUGCAAAUCAAACAAACCAAAGAAGGAAUCAUGAUCCACCAACAGAAAUACGUGAAAGAACUCCUCAAAAAGUACGAAAUGGAAACUGCCAAAGUGAAUCACACACCAAUGGGAACAACCACAAGAUUAGACGAAGAUCCCAGAGGAACAAGUGUGAAUCAAACAAGAUACAGAGGGAUGAUUGGAUCCCUGCUCUACCUAACUGCAAGUAGACCUGACAUCUCAUUCAGUGUAGGCUUGUGCGCAAGGUUCCAGUCAAACCCAAAGGAGUCUCACAUGACUGCUGUAAAGAGGAUUCUCAGAUACCUCAAAGGAACAGAUGAUCUAUGUUUGUUCUAUCCAAGAAGUGGAACAUUCGACUUAAGAGGAUAUGCUGAUGCUGACUAUGCUGGUGAUCUGGUAAAUCGUAAAAGCACAUCAGCUGAAGCUGAGUACGUAGCUGCUGCUGCAUGUUGCUCUCAAAUCCUUUGGAUAAAGCAACAGCUAAGGGAUUUUGGUAUCAUAUAUGACUGUGUUCCGAUUUAUUGUGAUAAUACUAGUGCAAUAUGUAUUUCUAAAGAUCCAGUUCACCAUUCCAGGGUCAAGCACAUACACAUUAGACACCACUUUCUUAAGGAUAAUGUAGAAAAAGGUUUAAUUAAGUUGGAUUUUUGUCAAACAGAAAAUCAAAUUGCAGAUAUCUUGACUAAACCUUUAAGCAGAGAGAAGCACGAGAAAAUGAGACUGGAACUGGGAAUGAUCAAGCUAAGAUAA
Molecule: messenger RNA, 2475 nt
Organism: Spinacia oleracea (spinach)
Lineage: Eukaryota; Viridiplantae; Streptophyta; Magnoliopsida; Caryophyllales; Amaranthaceae
Exons: 4
Coding region: 1-2475 (824 amino acids)
Biological process (GO): DNA integration
Molecular function (GO): nucleic acid binding
Source: RefSeq, a predicted model, not a curated record